AUGAGCACUUCUGCUCAACCUAACAUAAAUAAUGGAUUUGAAGAAAACAAGAAAAUAAAAAGGGGUCAAUUGCUUCUCUCUCUACGGCGCGACUCAACUCGUUUCAGCCGUGGUCAGCUUUCUGCCAAGGAGAAGACUCGAGAGAUGAUGGACAGAGCCAAGGAGAGCGCCGACGACACUGUCGACUCUGUCAAGGAGAGAGCGUGGCAGAUGAACGGAAAAACUAAGGAGAAGGCCUACGAGAUGAGAGACGUCGUCGGCGACAUGGCCGACAAGACGAAGCGGCAGGCGCACGAGGCCACGGAGUAG
Salvia miltiorrhiza (redroot sage) is the source of this 309-nucleotide messenger RNA. RefSeq lists its product as uncharacterized. The transcript is spliced from 2 exons. NCBI's taxonomy places the organism in Eukaryota, Viridiplantae, Streptophyta, Magnoliopsida, Lamiales, Lamiaceae. Bases 1 to 309 code for a protein of 102 amino acids. The record is from RefSeq and is a predicted model, not a curated record.